CCCAUGAUGCCACGGUUCCGCGUCAUCCCGGAAGUUUGGCAAAUGCAAGUGCGGCGUGGCCCGGGAUAGGUUUUACAGGCAUGGAAAUGUCUCGUUUAUCAAAGAAAAGAAAGUUGGACAAAAGUGUCCAGGACGACCUGUAUUUUGACAGCUACUCCGACGUAACCAUUCACGAAGAGAUGAUCGCGGACAGCGUGCGCACGGACACCUACAGGUUGGGAAUUACGCGGAACGGCCAUGUUAUCCAGGGCAAAGUGGUGCUGGACGUGGGUGCGGGAACUGGCGUGCUCAGCAUCUUCUGCGCACAAGCCGGGGCCAGGAAGGUAUAUGCGGUGGAGGCCAGCUCGAUCGCCGAGCAGGCCAUGGAGGUAGUCAGGCUGAAUCACAUGGAGGACCAGGUCACGGUGAUCCGGGGUGCCCUAGAGGCGGUGCAGCUGCCUGAGAAAGUUGACGUCAUCGUCAGCGAGUGGAUGGGUUAUGCACUGCUCCACGAGUCCAUGCUGAAUUCCGUACUGCUCGCCCGGGAUAGGUGGCUGAAGCCCGGCGGCCUGCUGCUGCCCUCCAAGGCCGAGCUAUUCGUAGCGCCUAUUAACGACCUGGCGGUGGAGGAGCGCCUAGGCUUCUGGGGCACGGUGAAGGAGCGCUACGGCGUGGACAUGUCCUGCAUGACUGGCUUCGCGCAGAAGUGCAUCAUGAACAAUGACAUCGCUGUGAGCCUGGUCACUGUGGAGGAUGUGCUGUCCCACCCCUGCCGUUUUGCCGAGCUGGACCUGCUCACGGUCACUGAGGAACAGUUAAGGAGCGUCCAGGGCAGCUUCAGCUGUGCCUGCUUCGGCUCCUCUACCGUGAACGCAUUUUGUGUUUGGUUCACUGUCACUUUUCCAGGGGCAGAGAAACCCCUAGUGCUCUCCACAUCCCCUUUUAAACCAGAGACACAUUGGAAGCAGGCAGUCCUGUACCUGGAUGAGCCCGUGGAGGUGAUGCAAGACACCAGAGUAGAAGGGGAGAUAACGAUGUUCCCCUCGGAAGAAAGUUCCAGACAUAUCUGCAUCAAUGUGGAAUUUAGUAUAGGAGACCUUAAAAGGAAAAACAAGACUUUUUCAAUUCCUGAUGGAUACUCGGAUGUCCAAUAAAAUUGAUUGAUACUAGUGUUUAUUAUUAUUGACUUGGGUUUGUUACUUGUAGGUGGAGCAGAACUUCUUUGGAGAGUAAAGAUUAGUAAAGCACAGGAAAGCGUUUAUGUGGGAUAAAUUUAAGCAGAUACGAGAGUUAAUUUCAUCCCUUAAUUAUAGAAAUUCUGUCUAAAAGGAAACUUGAAUUUUAUAGCAGUUUAUUUUAAUGCCAGAAGCCAAUGUUUGGUAACAAUCUUCAUAAGGAGAAGAGUUAUUGAUAAUGGGUUGGAUUUCAAAAAUAAGUUUGCCUUAUUUAAUAACUUUUUUCUACAUUUUUUCUCCUUGUGAAUUUCUUGAAAUAAUUUUUAUGUAACCUGUUAUUUUGCCCUUGGUAUGUUUGCACACUGUCAUAUGACAGUAGUAUUAUUGUAAAUGUUAUAAAUAAUUAGUUGUGGUUAAUAAUAAAAAGUAGCCCUGUAA
Molecule: messenger RNA, 1592 nt
Organism: Brienomyrus brachyistius
Lineage: Eukaryota; Metazoa; Chordata; Actinopteri; Osteoglossiformes; Mormyridae
Gene: prmt6
Product: protein arginine methyltransferase 6
Exons: 1
Coding region: 81-1133 (350 amino acids)
Biological process (GO): peptidyl-arginine methylation
Molecular function (GO): protein-arginine N-methyltransferase activity
Source: RefSeq, a predicted model, not a curated record